UGCGUGUGUGUGUGUGUGUGUGCGCGUGCGUGUACGUGUGCGUGUACGUGUGCGCACACACACAAAUGUGGAGGUUUUUGUAAGUGAAUGUUUAAUGAAUGUGUGCACAGCACUUGUUCUCACAUACAAGCAGUAUACAUCCCUUCAUCUGCUGUGACAAUCGACACGCAUGUACUGUGGUGUUGAUUGGUUUGGUGUGUGUGUGUGGGGGUGGGUGGUCUCACAGGCAACCCACAUCUGUCUGAACCAUUGUUUUGUUUUGUCAGGAGGUCACAGACAGACGGGUUGACUUCAUGUCUAUGACGUUAAUGGACUGCUGUUUCUGAAAACAAAGGAGCCUUCCAAAAAAUCAAAAUGUACUGAACUGGAAAAACCAAUUGCCCAUAUUUGAGUUCCUUGCUGCUGCUUACAACAUAGUUUCAUGUAGGGCUGCAACUAAUGAUUCUUUUCAUUAUGAAUUAAUCUGCUGACUAUUUUCUUUAUUAAUCAUUUGGACUUCAAAAUAUAGUUUAUAUAAAUCCCAUAAUAUUAUCCUUGGCCCCACAUAAUCAAAUAUCUUGUUUUCUACAACUAACAUUUCAAAACACUAAAAUAUUAAAUUAACUACAAUGUAAGACUAAGAAAAGUAGAGAAUUUUCACGUUCACAGGCCUGGAACCAUCAGUGUUUGGCAUUUUUUUGCUUAAAAAACGAGACCUGAUUAAACGAAUAGUUGCUGAUUAAUUUCCUUUUGAUUGACUAUAAUCGUUGCAGCUCUAGUUUCAUUUGUCUCUUUGAUUGUUUUUUUUAUGUGUUCUUUGUUUCCUGGCCAAGAUGAAAGAUGUAUGUCUGGCUUGGAGCUCUGGCUGUGUUCAGGGUUGUUUAAAUUACCCUUCAUGUUUCAAGCUCAUCAGAGAUUGCAACUUGUAUGGCCUUCAGUUAGUUAAAGGAGUACUCCAUUGACUUUAAUAUUGCGCUUUCUUUAACUUUGCUGACUCACGGGAGGCAUUAAAAUAAAAAGUGGUCUAAAUCGAAGCAGUAGUAUUCAAGAUAUCCUGACUAGUGAGUCCAAUUCCAAAAACCACUGGAUCCUACAUUUCCUCCUUGAAACCCUACCUGCCCAGUUUAUAAUGCAGGCCUCAUGUUAAAAAUUGUGCCGAGCCCAGGAGGAGGCACCCCUGAUGACACCUUUAUAUCAUAUGGCUUAUUAUUUAAGAAUACGGAAAGCUCCACCCAGAGGUGAAUAGCUGAGCUUCAUGUGUGAAAUCUGCAGUGUCCCAUUAAAAGAAAACACCGCUUGGGCUUCAUUCUUAGAAUCCCUUCUAGUUUAACUUUAGAUCACUGACUGAGCAGUAAUAUCACCACUGUGUGAUGAGAAUGAUGACCUCACAACGUGUCAAAAAUGAGAAAGUGAAGUUUAGGUUGUUUUCCACGUAAAUAUAACAAAAGGGCAAUACAUAUUGCAAAUGUAUAAAUCCACACUGAUGGGUUAAAACAAAAAUACUUCAGAGGCCGGUUCAGAUGCUAUAUUUCAUUUCAGUGUCAAUUUCAACACGAUUCACCCAAACACAUCUGCAAUGGGGGGGACAAUUGAUUUAAAGUUGUGAAGGAGAGAUGAAUAUUUGUUUGUAAAAGCACGAGUUGGAGGUUUCUUGCUUGAAUCAUUUAUCGUGUAAAGAUCAGAGGAAUCAACUGUAUGUGGGAAUUGUAGGCCUAUUGUAACUCACGAGUUUUCACAACCUCUGAUUACCAUCUAAUAGAUCCUGCACCGUAGGCGUGUACAUUGCAUUUCUGUGUAACUCAAGAAAACAAAUGCAGUUGCGCAGAGGACGCGGUGCACCAGUGAAGUCUUCGGUGUAACACAAGUGCCGCUGAUUGCUCAGAAAACCCAUUCAAUUAUUCUCUGAAAGCUAAACCGGAUCAGCUGACCCAGCUUGGCAUAAUCCAUUACAUUAGGUUUAUUAUACGAGUUGAUAAUUGAGAUUUUUUUUUUUUUUUUUUUUGGAGAUGCUCAGACCAAGGUUGAACUGUGUUUUUGCUCAACGUCUGUUAGUGUAACUAUUUGCAUUAUGUAUUUGUAAAUAUGACAACGACAGAUCUCUAAUUGUGAAUAAAGGAAGUUUUAUCACAGGAGUCGGAUCAAUCAUGGAGCAGUUUGUGCCCACCGGACGCUCUUUACGCUCUUUAUCAGUGUGCAGGCGGCUUUGUUACGCUAUGUGGUUCGCCUACCUGCUGGUCUACCUCCACUCCGUGAUCGGCUUUCACAGCACCGAUGCCGGUGUGAUGAUGCUGAUUGGCCAGAUAGCGGACGGAGUCUUCACGCCUCUGGUGGGUUAUGGAUCUGACAGAACAGUGUGCGUCUACGGAACCGUUUGUGUUGUCGUGUCUUUCCCCUUCCUUUUCAACCGCUGCCUGGCCUGUAACGACAACGCUCCUCCGCAGGCUCAGAUGCUUUACUACACCCCCUUUGUCCUCAUCUUCCAGCUCGGCUGGGCAGCCACUCAGAUCUCACACCUCUCCCUCAUCCCAGAGCUCGUGUCCAGCGAGAGCGACAAGGUGGAGCUCACUGCGUACAGGCAUGCCUUCACUGUGGUGGCCAACAUCACGGUGUACACUGUGGCCUGGCUCCUCUUCCAGUCUCAGCACAAUGUGGACCCCUCCAUCCCAGACAGCCUGGGCCGAGUGGACAUCCCUCUGUUCCGGACACUAGCCCUCAUUCUACUGGGUACUGGAACUUUGUUCUCCCUAAUAUUCCAUGUCGGCACAAAAGAGGCCAUGUCGGCCUCAGAGAGCGAGAUUCAGCUGAUUACACCUUCCCCCUUGCAGGAUGCUUUGCCUGGUCCUGUGUUUCAGUGGAAGCAUUGGCUGAAGGAGCCUUCCUUCUACCAGGUGACUUUCCUGUACAUGUUCACCCGACUGAUGGUCAACUUAUCUCAGAUCUACAUCUCCGUUUACCUCACAGACUCACUGAUGUUACCAAAGAACUUCAUCGCGAUCAUACCUCUGGUGAUGUAUGUCAGCGGCUUUGUUUGCUCUCCGGCCAUGAAACCAGUCAGCAAGCUCAUAGGAAUCAAUGAUACCUAUUUCGUCGGCCUGUUGUUGGUGUUUGGCUUCGUCACCUGGGUGUUUGUGGACAGGAGCAUGGCAGUUGAGAGGGUCUAUGGAGCAGCCGUGCUGCUGGGAGCCGGCUCGGCUACAAUCCUGGUCAUUUCUCUGUCCAUGACGGCCACACUCAUCGGGGAGCAGACACAAAGUGGAGCCUUUGUUUACGGAUCGAUGAGCCUCACGGACAAGGUGGCUAACGGCGUCGGGGUCGUCUUAAUCCAGAGCAUACGACCAGACAGCAUGGAGGCCUGCGGCCUGGACUGUGUUGGGUUAUAUUGUGACGUCAUGGUUUCGGUAACCGGGGGUGUGGCCGUGGCUGCACCUCUUUGCCUGAUCACUCUUGUAAUCUGGCCAAUCAGGAUACUGAGAAGUUAG
Molecule: messenger RNA, 3458 nt
Organism: Anarrhichthys ocellatus (wolf-eel)
Lineage: Eukaryota; Metazoa; Chordata; Actinopteri; Perciformes; Anarhichadidae
Gene: mfsd12b
Product: major facilitator superfamily domain containing 12b
Exons: 9
Coding region: 2124-3458 (444 amino acids)
Biological process (GO): carbohydrate transport; regulation of melanin biosynthetic process; pigment metabolic process involved in pigmentation
Cellular component (GO): plasma membrane
Molecular function (GO): symporter activity
Source: RefSeq, a predicted model, not a curated record